GCAAGCCUAAUUGCAAGAAAAAAGAGUAGCUAUAUGGGCCUAAAAACUGAAAAGUCCAAAACAAGCAGUUUGAGACCCAUUAGAACGGAAAAUGGGCCGAACCCUCGAGGAACAAACUCUCUCUCGCGUCGCCGGUUCGAACAACCAACGGUGAGAAGAAGAAGAAGAAGCAUACUGUAUGUCGCGACUGGGGAUCUCGAUCUCUCAAUCUCUCAAUCACUCAAUCUCCAUGAAGAAGCGCAUGUGGAGAAUCUCACUGAUUACCCAAAUCUCUGAUCUGCUGUGCCUAUCUCGCGGCUCUUCUUCAACCUUGAAGACUCUGACCCCAUUCUCCUUUACCCUCUUCAGGUCCCCUAUACACCCUCCCUUCCAUCAAUCCUCUGAUUUUACUUCCGGCUUGAAACACCAAUUGUUGCGCUACUCCCACGAUUCCGAUAAGGUUGCUACUGUUUUGGAGUCAACCAAAAUCCAAGGCGCCGCAUUUGUUGAGCUCCUCCGCCAGUUACGUCCGUGGCCCGUUUUGUCUCAAGUGGUAAAGCUUUUGACUCUCGCUCUAUGUAUUCGAAUUCAGGAACAAACCCCCGCCGCUCUCUUGAUUUCAGUUUAUGGCCGUUUGCUUAUGGUUGAUCGAAUGGAAGCAGUUUUCCUCCAGCUUCAACAGCUCAAAAUCCUUCCCGAUUCCAGCACCUACAACAACUUGAUCGCUGGGUAUAUCUAUGCUUGGAGUUGGGAUAAGAUGGAAGCAACUUUUCAGAUCAUGAAGAAUGGCGGCCUCGUUGAGCCUACCCUUGCCACUUACUUGCUGAUGCUCAGAGGGUAUGCAAACUCUGGUAAUCUGAUUCGGAUGGAGGAAAUGUAUCAAGCUGUGCAGCGUCACGUUGACAGGAAUGAGAUUAAGUUGCUCGAGUCCAUGAUAUGUGCAUACUUCAGGAGUUCAGACAAGGAUAGGAUCAGAAAAAUCAAGACUUUAUCCAAGCUUAUUCCCAAGAAAAGUUACAAGCCUUGGUUGUAUGUGCUCUUGAUACAGCUCUAUGGACAAGAUGAUAAUCUACACGCCAUGGAGAACUUCAUAGACCAGGCUAUUACAAAAGGGCUCCAGAUAGAGACAGAUGGGAUUAUGAGAUCGAUUGUGGCAAAUUACUUCAGGUGCAAUGCGGUAGAUAAGCUUGCCAAGUUCGUGCAGCGUGCUCACUCUGCUGGAUGGAAAAUGAGCAGGUCGAUGUUCCAUGGCUUAAUGCUCAUGUAUGGAUCUCAAAAGCGUUUUAAAGAGAUGGAAAAUGCGCUCUCUGAAAUGGAAAGUUUUAACAUAAGCCGGUCAAAGAAGACUCUUUGCAUUCUACAUAGAGUAUACGCAACGCAUGGACAGGAACAUAAGGUCAAUCAAGUCGCAGGAAUGAUGUUAAAGCAUGGCCAUGAUUUCCCACGAGACUACCUGAAGCUAUAAGUGUCCCUGCAUCACGAACGAUGCAGCAAUUUUCAGAACCUCAUUGUUGACUUCACAUACCAUGCACAUUAGCUCAGCUGGGCCAGUAUAAUGAACCUAUAAGAAUUAGAGUAGGAAUUAUGGGAAAAUAGGCAGAAUUCAGAAGACAGAAUUGAAAUGUUGGAAGGAUUGUCUGCAAGGAAUUAUUAAACCAUUGUUGAAAAAAGAAGUUAAUAAGUCUCCAUUGGCAGAUGUUUAUUGGUUUGUACAGUGUAAGUUGCUAUUUUGUCAUUGUCUCUCUCUGUUGAUAGGGAUCAAACAGCUUCCUUGCUUGCUUGA
This is a messenger RNA of Camelina sativa (false flax), 1762 nucleotides long. The record is from RefSeq and is a predicted model, not a curated record. NCBI's taxonomy places the organism in Eukaryota, Viridiplantae, Streptophyta, Magnoliopsida, Brassicales, Brassicaceae.